Messenger RNA from Spodoptera frugiperda (fall armyworm), 791 nucleotides. RefSeq lists its product as uncharacterized. The coding region runs from base 326 to 763 and encodes 145 amino acids. The record is from RefSeq and is a predicted model, not a curated record. Lineage: Eukaryota; Metazoa; Arthropoda; Insecta; Lepidoptera; Noctuidae. The transcript has 2 exons.
CUUUAGCCACAAGAAUACGACUUAUAUUUAGGUUUAGACAUUUAGUACUCAUUCCCUAUAACAUGUCCUAUCUACCUAGCCCUAGAUCUGUCAUUUGGUUCCGCCAAUGGGCAUCGUUUAGCAAGGGAAGGGGGAUACCUAUAUUUAGUGCAUCUAUGCAGUUACGUGGAAGGUAAUCAAUCGUCCAAGACAUAAAUCACUGUUCGCGCAGCCGGACAAACAAGUUCAUGUUUGUUUGAGCAUUUGAUAGCUUUUGAAUAAACAAGUUGGUGAUUUACAUAUCGUUUUGUUAGGGGAAAACAAAGGUUUAAGAGGAUCCUUAACAAUGGCAGAACAAGAUGAAGCGAGGGCGCGGAGUGACGACGAGGCCGACGGCAACAGCUCAAGUUCGGACCAGCCUGCGACCAGUGGCUCCAAGUCCGUGGUGAUGCCGUGCACCUCCACCACGGACUCCAUGGGCCGAGAGUACUCGGAACCAACGAGAGUAUACACGUAUUUUACUGAUGAAGAGUCUAAUGAGAGCGAGGACCAGACGCGGUACCUCACAGUCACUUACACAGCUGAAGACACCGCGGAGGAAAUCGCCACAGCCACCCUCAUCAUUAAGCGGCAAGACCACGUCGAUCAGUUCCUACCCUUCGUCGGAGCCCUGCUCCGGAGUAUCCAGGACGAACAAAUCAAACUGAAGCUCAUGGAAGAUAUAUCUCAGAUUCUGAUUAAUGCUAAGACAGAGGAAAUACAGAGGAUGCGAUAUCAAUUAUAACUGGUCGUUUCAUUUCUGUCUUUUGUAA